Messenger RNA from Selaginella moellendorffii, 1086 nucleotides. RefSeq names its product nucleolin 1-like. The record is from RefSeq and is a predicted model, not a curated record. The transcript is spliced from 2 exons. The coding region runs from base 114 to 953 and encodes 279 amino acids. NCBI's taxonomy places the organism in Eukaryota, Viridiplantae, Streptophyta, Lycopodiopsida, Selaginellales, Selaginellaceae.
AAGAUGGCAGGCCGUUGCUCCUCGUAGACGCAUCCGCAGUACCAGCCGAGUCUGGGAAGGCGAAGCAUGAGGCGCCAAACACUGUCGCUCCUAUCGAAGUUCCGAAACAGGAUAUGGAAGAAGCACAGCCUUCUCCAAAGACACCUCUCGAAGGUGCGGCUUUCGAAAAACCUCCAGCAAAGAUCUCGGAAGUCUCGGCUGACAGUGGUGGCGAGCCAGCGACGAUUAAGGCCGAGGACCAGAAAAGCAGCGAGACCGGCGAAAACACAAAGCAGCAUUUAGGAAAGCAAGCGAUCAAAGACAGCAGCAAGCCACCAAAGGCGUCGACAUCGCCCAAGGAACCCCCAGCUUCGCCGAAACGAGAGAUCAAGCUGGAGGCGAGCAACGAGAGCACAGGGAAAGCGAAAGAGUUGCAAGAGACAAAGUCAAGACCAUCCGAGACAGCGAAAGAUUUGAAAGUGAAGCAAAAGGAAGCUAGAGACAGGCAGCAGCACCAACAGGUGGACGAUCCAUGGAAAGAGACGGGGUCAGCAACAGCAACAGUAACAGGAACAGUUCCUUCUUCUUUUUCGAAUCAAGCGAGCACAAGUAACAGCGAGGAACAACAGGCAAAGAAAUAUCCUCCAACAAAGAGCACAGUCCAGGGAAGUAACAACGAGGAACUACUGGCAAAGAAAUCUCCUCCGACAACAAAGAGCACCGAGGAACUACUGGCAAAGAAAUCUCCUCCAACAACAAAGAGCACAGGCCAGGGAAGUAACAACGAGGAACAACAGCUCAAGAAAUCUCCUCCAGCAAACUUUGGAGAAGACAAUCUAGUGCUGGGAGUAGCACUCGCUGGAUCCAAACGCACGCUUUCACUGAGCGGCGAUGGCGAUGAUAAGAUCACGGGGGACUCGGACACAAGGGGCGCUAUUACUGCUGCUGGAUCGCCGAAAGACAAAGAUCUUUAGAGCAGCAGUGAGAUCCAAGGAGGAAGAACUCACAGGCAUUAAAUGGAGUUCUCCAAAGUUCUUGGAGGAAGAGAUCAAGGAAGAAGAACUUCCACGCAUUAUAAAUGGAGUUCCUGGAGGAAGAUGGUGGCCA